Molecule: messenger RNA, 1836 nt
Organism: Saccharomyces paradoxus
Lineage: Eukaryota; Fungi; Ascomycota; Saccharomycetes; Saccharomycetales; Saccharomycetaceae
Exons: 1
Coding region: 1-1836 (611 amino acids)
Biological process (GO): transmembrane transport
Molecular function (GO): transmembrane transporter activity
Source: RefSeq, a predicted model, not a curated record
AUGGCGCGUCAAAAGCUUAGUUUUAGGGAACAAAUGGACGGUUUCCCCUGGAUCCAACUGAUGGUUGUGUCUUUAGUUAGGUUCAGCGAACCAAUUGCAUUUUCGUCAUUAUUUCCGUAUGUUUAUUUCAUGGUUAGAGAUUUCAACAUUGCUCCCAAUGACGCUCAAGUGUCCAAAUAUUCAGGUUACUUAUCUUCAUCAUUUGCCUUAUGUCAAGUCAUAUCUGCGUACCAUUGGGGCAGAUUCUCUGAAAUACAUGGCAGAAAAAUAACAUUGACUUGCGGGCUUAUAGGAACAUCUGUAUCGCUGUUGAUAUUGGGAUUUUCACACAAUUUCUAUCAAGCGUUGGUGGCAAGAAGUUUAAUGGGAUUGCUAAAUGGUAACGUCGGCGUUAUUAGAACCAUCAUCGGUGAAAUAGCCACCGAAAGAAAACACCAGGCUUUAGCCUUCAGUACCAUGCCUUUAUUAUUCCAAUUUGGUGCCGUUGUUGGGCCUAUGAUUGGUGGAUUUCUUGUAUUUAGAGAUGGAACGAUGAAUGAAGUGCCAUCAUGGUUUCCACACUUCGCCAAAAAAAUAAUUAAGUCGUAUCCGUAUGCCCUGCCCAACGUGGUGGUGUGCAUAUUUUUAAUGUUCGGUUUAAUAAAUGCGACCCUGUUUUUGGAAGAAACGCAUCCUCUUUUUAAAAAUAGGAAAGAUUACGGUUUAGAAGUUGGUGAUUUUAUUAAGAAGAAUAUAUUUGGCAUACAGCCGAAAAGGAGACCCUGGCAAAAGUGCAUCCACGGUGAUUCGGAAAACGCUCCUCAUCGUAAUGAGAAUGUAAACAACAAUGGAAGGCAAGUUAAUGAAGAGGAUGAGAAUAGUCCCCUGGUAAAUACUACUAAUGACAAUGAUACUGAAAGUAUACAGUCUAUUGAUCCUAUUUUAACAAGAAGGCAGUCUGUAGGUCUGAUUAGGACCUAUUCUCUGCAUGAACCAACAGACGCCAUGCAUGGCGAUAUCGACACAGCUUCAGACGGUUGUAAAGAAAGCAGUAUAUUUCAUCACGUUUUCCAUACAAAAGUAUUUUACCCUAUAUCGGUGAAUUUUAUUAUGGCUUUACAUUUGAUUGUGUAUAACGAAUUUUUGCCUGUGUUUCUGGCUUAUGAUUUAGCCGUAGAUCCAGAAAAUCCAAAGAGGCUGGCUUCAAAAUUUCCGUGGAAAAUAUCUGGCGGCAUAGGUUAUGAGCCAGAACAAACCGGUACUCUUUUGUCGACAACAGGUAUCUUUGGUUGUUUUGUGGUUAUCUUCAUUUUUCCCAUCGUUGAUCGUAAUUUCGAUUGUUUGACAAUUUUCAGAACUCUAGUCAAGUUGUAUCCUAUCAUGUAUAUUAUGGUUCCUUACGUCGUUUUUUUACAAAGCGAACGGAUUCCUAGUUGGUGUACUGUCGUCUACUUAUACAUAAUCACGGGAAUAAAAACAUUCUGCGGUGCCUUAACGUCUCCACAAAUUAUGUUAUUAAUUCAUAAUUCGAGCCCCUUGAGUUGUAGAUCGGUCAUUAAUGGCGCCACUAUUAGUAUUUCUGCCUCCGCUCGUUUCAUAGGUCCGUUGAUCUGGGGUUACAUUAUGUCUUGGUCUCAGCAGAAUGACGUUGCCUGGGUCAGUUGGUGGUCGUUGAGUCUGUUUUGUAUGGUGGCUCUUUAUCAAAGUUAUAAGAUAGCACCAAUCGAUGAAAACGAAAAUGAGCUACAUCAACAGGCUAGCGAAAGUGCUUACAAUUCACAGUCCGAGUCUUCUGAUUUGAGAAUGACUCAUCGAUCCAGCUUAAGCAGCUUAAGUAACCAACGCUGUACCGCAUGA